This is a messenger RNA of Cladocopium goreaui, 576 nucleotides long. Lineage: Eukaryota; Dinophyceae; Suessiales; Symbiodiniaceae. The record is from the annotation of a GenBank genome assembly.
AUGCCUGAGGCUCAAGCUUUUCUGGAGAUUCUGAAGCAAAAACGACCUGAAUUGCUAAGGUUUUUACCCGCGGAGCUGUUGCUGGUGCACCCCAAGCCGAGCGUUGUGGGGGACGACCCGUCUUGGCGGCUAGAGCGCGUGCCUUUCAGCCGCCUGAGCCUUGCCAGCUGUCGGCGUGACUACAUCCGCUGUGGCCGGCCGUUGAUCAUCGAGGGCCUUGGACCUCACCUGCUGUCGCAAGAGAGUUGCCAUCUUUCGCGCGAUUUUCUAAGUCGCCACUUUGGUGAGAAGAUGGUGGCCGUGUUUCGGAACUUCCGGGAGCCAAAGCUGAGGGACGCGGAGGACCAGAUGGAGCUGAUGCGUCUUUCUGAGGCGAUUGGAGCACUUCAACGUGGUGGAUCGGAGGGUCUGUAUCUUUACGACGUCUCUCUUCCGCUGAAAUUGCCUGGGCUUUUGGAACACGUGAAGCUGCCACGAUAUUUCACGCACUGCUACUUGCAGCAGACCAUGAGGCGCGCUGGCUGCACUGCUGCACUUCCAAGAUGGAUCGGGGUCCAACAAAUGUUGGGCUCUUAG